AGGUUGUAGAACUAAUAGAAGAACCUAAAGAGGAAAAGAAAAAAGACAACACAGAAUUAGAGAAGUACUGGAAACCAGUGCGGUCCAACCCCGGGGACUUCACAGGAUGGACAUACCUUCUGCAAUAUGUAGAGCAAGAGCGCAAAGUCUGAGACACAGAGCAUCUUUCUUAUAUUGGGUGAAAUAGAUGCAGCAAGAGAAGGUUAUGAGGAAUUCCUGGCUCAUUAUCCUUAUUGCUACGGCUACUGGAAGAAGUACGCAGACAUUGAGAAACGUCACAACAACCUUGAUCAGGCUAUUGACGUGAGUAUCAUGACCUUGGACUACGUUUUCGUCUGUCCAAUUUGUAGCAUACACUUCUUGGCUUGAUUGGUUAAAUCUGCUAUUUUGUUUUUCUCGAUAUAACAGAACAUGCAUUUUUUUCAGGGAAUGCAGAUUGCUGUGCCAGUUCUAGCCUUCUCUCUGUUUAUUGGAAUUUCCCUAAUAAAAUUGAGAAACCACUCAACUAUGAAUUUCAUGUAGCAAUGGCUAUGGUUCUUUGUGUUCUUGUAUCAUUCGUCGCUAGCCUAAUUACGUUGCAUUGUGAAUUUGUCAUUAUAAACGCGAUGAAAUUUUAAUUGUAGAUGUUAUGAAAACGUAUAAUAAAUUUUCAUUCCAGAGAAUAUUCAUUAAAUUGAUCAAGUUAUGAUGUAUAACUAAGCAGUGAAAAAAAUCCCCUGUUUUCAUUGGUUAGCUUAAUUCUUGCUAACGGCUAUAACCGGGCAUGGUAAUCCAGUUUGGACGCGCACCUCGACCGUGACAUAAUACAGGGGGCCACGGUUUCACACGUAGCUGAUGGUGUUUGAAAGGGGAGUACAAUCGAUCCCUCUUAGCUCUGAACUCUGGCUUCACUACAUACAGUUCUAUAUAAAGGAAUUGAAGAAUGUGGAGGGAACUAGGAAACUAUACGAAAGGGCAAUCACAGCUGCAGGGACAGAUUUUCGCUCCGACAAACUCUGGGAUAACUACAUCAACUGGGAGAAGAUGACUGACUUACAGAGAGUGACAGGCCUUUAUGACCGGCUCUUCAGGAUUCCCACACAGUUGUACAGCCACCAUUAUGACAAUUUCAAGAAGCAUGUUUUGAACCACCACCCAAAACAGAUUCUCGACCUAGACGAGUUCAUACGUCUUCGUCUGGAGGUAGUGAGUGAGACAGACCCCAGCUCCCUACCCCCCUCUGACGAUGCUCCGCCCGGAGAGGAAGCUCCACCAGGCAUAGAACCCGGAGAUGACAAGGAGGGAGGGAGCCUGCCUGGUGAUGUAGAAGAGAUUAACAAAGUUCGUGACAAGAUUUUGAAGGAACGAGAGGUGGCAUUUAAACAGAAUGAGGAGGAGGUCAGCAAACGAUGGACCUUCGAGGAGGGGAUAAAGAGGCCAUACUUCCAUGUAAAGCCAUUGGAGCGAUCUCAGCUGAAGAACUGGCGGGAAUACCUGGACUUCGAGAUCCAGAACGGGAUGCAUGAGAGGGUUGUCGUGCUGUUUGAGAGGUCUAUGAUAGCUACAGCACUGUAUGAGGACUUCUGGCUUAAGUAUGCACGUUACCUGGAGGACCACUUCAUGGACUUGAAGAAAGCUGCAGAGGACACAGAGAAGACUGUACAAUUGGAUGAACAAUGUCUCCAGGCUGUACGGAGUGUGUACAAGCGAGCGUGUACCGUCCAUCUACCCAAGAAACCAUACGUCCAUCUGGCCUGGGCUGCGUUUGAGGAGAGACAGGGUCGCCAUAAUGAUGCUUGGAAAAUUUUGUCAAAUUUGGAAGAAGUCUUACCUGGGAUGGUAAUGGUUGCAAUGCGCCGUAUCAGCCUGGAGCGUAGAAUCGGAAAUCGGGAAAAAACGGAGAUUCUCUUCCAGGAAUAUAUCGAAAAGGCCUCCGAUUUGAAUGUCCGAGCUUUUUACGUCAUCAAAUAUGCAAGAUAUAUGUUUAAGGUACUAGGUGAUGAAAUCCGAGCCAGAAAAAUUCUGAUGGACGCACUGGAAAAAGAUCCUCGUAAUGAAAAGCUGUAUGUGUCAUUGCUGGAUAUGGAAUACCAGAAACAUCCAAUCAAUUUGGACAGCGCUCUUGAAAUCUUCUCAAAGGCCAUAGAGAGUGCGGACUUGACCACGCACAUGAAGAUAAAGAUGUCACAGAGAAGGCUCGAGUUUCUCGAAGAUUUUGGAUCAAGUAUAGUUCAAUUAAAGGAAUGCUACGAGGACCAUCAGAAGCUAAUCAAGGAUCUUCAGGCUGCUGACAAGAAAAGAAAGGCUCCAGAAGCAGGCGCAAAUGGUGACGAUACGUCGACCACCACCACUACAACCAACACAUCUGCUGUGUCAUCAUCAACUGCAACAACGGCAGCACAAGUAGCAGUACCACCUCCAGAGAAAAAGAUGAAGACAAACGGAGCAAUCCAGCAGCCCACACCUCCAAUGCACCAAGGCAUGCAACCACAGGUGGACUACAGCGGAUAUUGGGCGCAAUAUCAGAACCAGGGAAUGUACAACUACGGUGGCUGGGGAGGUUACGGCCAGUACUACAACUCCUGAGACUAACUGUCGCCUGGUUAUUGUGCUUGUGGACUAUUGACACUGAGUCUUAGAAUUAUGAUGUUUUAUUAUACAUAUAAUUAUAGCAUGUGAAGAAAUUUGGUAAACUGUUGUGUUGGAAAUCAGGAAACUGGAUGGUUAAAAAGUAUAAAUGGCUACUCAAUGUUGGUAAAUUGAUAUUCAUUCAAAAUCAUUGUUUCAAUCAAAUUAUGGUGGUGAUUUAUAAGUAUAACCAGGAUUUAGUGUGUUUUUUGUAAGAACUAUUUAUAAUACGUACUAUAAUCAAUUAAGAAUUUCUUUGUAUGGUAUAUUUGAAUUAGUGUUAUGAAUGAAUGUUAGAAAUAAAUGACAUAAAAUGUU
Molecule: messenger RNA, 2925 nt
Organism: Mya arenaria
Lineage: Eukaryota; Metazoa; Mollusca; Bivalvia; Myida; Myidae
Product: pre-mRNA-processing factor 39-like
Exons: 16
Coding region: 835-2565 (576 amino acids)
Biological process (GO): mRNA 5'-splice site recognition; RNA processing
Cellular component (GO): U2-type prespliceosome; commitment complex; nucleus
Molecular function (GO): protein binding
Source: RefSeq, a predicted model, not a curated record